Messenger RNA from Nematostella vectensis (starlet sea anemone), 3180 nucleotides. RefSeq lists its product as uncharacterized. The transcript has 5 exons. The coding region runs from base 44 to 2527 and encodes 827 amino acids. The record is from RefSeq and is a predicted model, not a curated record. NCBI's taxonomy places the organism in Eukaryota, Metazoa, Cnidaria, Anthozoa, Actiniaria, Edwardsiidae.
UCAUUCAUGCAUCUUCACUAGAAAAAAAAAACAAGCCACGAACAUGCACCACAGAAGAGCUUUAAGAGUAGUUCUACAGCCUUGCUUCUGGCUGGCACGAUCGAUACGAAGACGAACAAACAGCACUCUUAUUUUUAGCACAGUUUGCUUCAGUUUAAUCCUCUUUUUUAUCGCAUCAAGGACCUUUAGUGAAACAGAGCUUGAAUCAGAAGAGUACAUGGACAAAGUAGCCAGAACUGCAGCAUGCAAGUUACCAAACAUCAAUCCUUUCCAUGAGAGCAUUUUACCUUAUGUCAAGGAACUAGAAAAGCUCGAUUGUGGGACAACUCAGUCCUCUUUUGAAAACAGUGUUCUGCGAGUAAACGGCGAAAACAUCGUGUCCGUAAAAUACCGACUUAUUACUAGACCGGAAUGUAACGACGAUGCAGUGAAUAUAUCCGAUGCGUUUGACGUACCUAAUAGUCUAAAGGGCAAAGCGACAGGAGAAAUGCAGAAAGGGCCUAUCAAACCAGGUGCAUACGGCUGUAUCGUCCAUAAACUGAGCGGAAAAUGUGUGCAUCCCCAGGGGGGGAGGGGAUUGCCAAACGGACUCCAGCCGGUGGUGCUGUAUAAAGAGUGCUGCAGCAAACAAUCGUACUUCAGGGUACUCCCCACGGGGGCCGUCCAGCAUGUGCAGAGUGGUCGCUGUCUCAGGCAAAAAAGGCCAAAUACCCGAAACACAGACAUCACUCUUCAUCAAAAGUGUGAGACGCUUUUCACCACAGAAAAUGGUAUCCUGCGAGAGACUGGGACCGGAAUGUGUCUCACGCCCGCGAGUGAGCGGGACGAUCCCGCGAAUAAUGAAGAGAUUGCUCUAGGCGAGGACUGUAACCAGGAGAGGAACAAAUUUUUCUUUUACUUUAAAGAAGGGGUACCAUUUAAAGCAGAAGUACCCAUCCAUACAGACUUUAUACGAGUUGAGAUCGAGAAUGGGGGUCCUGUGGACGAUAAUAUCGAGACCUUUAUGCAGACGGCAAAGAAAGAUGACGUCAUCAAGCGGCGCGUGCAGCCUGCCGGGAUACCUGUGAACAUCCUUAUGAUCAUGUUUGACUCGACUUCGGCCGCUAACUUUCACCGCAAGAUGCCGAACACUACGAAUCUGCUGAAGAACACAUUGGACACGGUCUUUCUACGAGGUCAGACAAUAGUAGGAGAUGGAACCACGGCCCAGCUCUCAGCCAUCCUCACUGGCAUUGCCGAGAAAAAUCAACCAGAGGCUCGAAAAGGUCGCAAGAAAGCCACGACAGUGGACAAGUGGCGUUGGAUAUUCAAGGACUUCAAGGAUCGUGGUUACGUCACGAUGUACUCGGAGGACUCUCCUACCACAGCUGCCUUCAACUUCCGUCUCAAGGGCUUCCGGGAUCCGCCCACGGACCAUUACAGCCGGUACUACUGGAUGGAGGCGGAGAACUACAUCCGCAAAGAGUUCUGCAGCAACAAUCAAGCCAUGCACAACAUGACAUUUAACUAUCUGCUCAGUCUGUUCAGAACUUACACAAAAAAUCCCAAGUUUGCAAUGGUGAACUUCUGCACAUUAGUCCACAGGGAACCCAACGCGAUAGGGCAUGCGGAUAGGGAUUUGUAUAAUUUGCUGUUGAAGAUGAAAAAGGAGUCGUUUUUGGAUAGUACUGUGGUGAUGAUAUUCGGAGAUCAUGGGUAUCGUUUUGGUGGAAUGCGAAAGCAAACGCUCCAAGGGAAACUAGAGGAGCGUUUACCCCAUUUUUCGAUCACUCUUCCUCCAUGGUUUAGACGAAAACACUGGAAUAUGUAUAAGAAUUUAAAGUUCAAUUCGAGAAUUCUCACUUCCCCUUUUGACAUUUAUGCCACACUCAAGCACAUCAUAUCGUACCCUUGGCGGCCAAGUGGGGUAAACAGUGGACAAAGCUUGUUCGACAAGUUGGACCCUUCCUAUCGCAGGUGCACCAACGCGGGGGUCAAGGAUCAUUGGUGCCCGUGUCUGAUCAUGAAUAAGGUCCCUGUUAAGAACAUUAUCGUACAAGACAUAGCACAGGUUGCCGUGGCCGCCAUCAACAGACUUUUAAACGAGACACAGGAAUCCCGUGAUAUGUGCACAGGGCUGACACUAAAGGAGGUGAAAUCAGCUUCCCGGGAGCUUCCAAGCCAGGUAGUCCAGACAUUUAAAUACUCAUUCCCGAAUCGUGAGUGUGAUUCCUGUGGAGUGAAACUGGCCGCCCCGGCCAAGAACACGAUGGUCAAAGACACACUGUACCAGAUCAAGUUUGUGACGAGCCCUAACAGUGCGUAUUACGAGGCUAGUAUCAGCCUGAAUGGAGGUGUGCCUUCUAUAGAUGGUGACAUCAGUCGGAUUGACGCUAUAGGAGAGCAGGCGGACUGUGUCAAAGAAUCUCUUUCUCAUUUGAUCAAGUUUUGCUUUUGUAAGGGAAAUAAACCAAUUGCAGACGAUAGGCCUAAACGUGAAAAUUCUAAAACUAUAUCUCCAAAUACAGAAAACAUUGAAGACUAUUAAAUGACGGCUUUUUAUGAAAUGAUACAUUUUUAUUGGUAAAGGUUUUUUUUUGGUGGAUAUUAUAGUUAAUAAAGGCCAAUUACGCCGCCUAUUUCUCAUUUACAAAAUACAGUACCGUAGCAGGCGUCGAAAUAAUGUACAGAAACAUUGAGAAAAUAUUUGGGGGUCACAGCCACGCCGCUGGUCAUUUCGUUAUAAGUUUUUGAAAAUACUGUGGGGCACGUGCCGUCAGAGCCCCAACUCCUGCUACGACCCCGGAAUAAGCGGUUUUUUUACGGUUAUUGUUAAUUCUUUGGCAUCUUUAUUGCAGUUAACGGUCCCCCUCUUAAAUUAAUGCUAAACGCUUAUAUAUUUUUUGCGAAUUUACAGUUUUAACGGUUAACCCCAUUAACACCUUUUUAAAUGGGUACUAGCCUAUAGUCCUGGUGCUAUAACAGGGACUAUGACUUACAUACGCCAAGGUCAAAAGAAUGAUAAUGAUCAUUAUAAACAAAUCGUUUGAGCGGGAAGUGGAUUAUUAAGGUACUUGAAAAGAAAACAGACAGACAAUAGAAUAUUUUAUUUAAGGAUAUUACUGAUGCCACUGAUAUCGAUGAUACAAUUAUAGUACAAUUGUUUUAUAACGAAUUUGAAUAAAAUAUGUUUUUAUUUAA